UAACACUGGCUGACGUCAUUGAUUGUCGCUGUGUUGUGUAAUCGUGUGUUGUGAAGUGGACUAGUUUCAUGUUUUGGUGAGGAAAAGGAAGUUUGUUGGUGGAUCGUGCUUCCUGUCUUUGUAAAAUAAUCGUUUGAAAAGGUAAACUUUUUUUUCGUUGCCAGGUUGGAUUUUACUUUUGGGUAACCAUUGAUCAGCAGUGACACAUGACCAAGAAUUGAUUCGGUUUAGACUGUUGGACGUGUUGUCAAGUACACCAAGCUUAAGUAGUUUUCCGUAGGGAAAGUUAAUGAUGUUUAAUUUGGUCUAAUUUUUCGUUACUGUGGUAACGUAUCUGUGAAGAAAGAACUACAUUGAACUGUAUUUGCACCACACUUUCGUUCUUCCCAUUAAGGUUAUGAAUUCCAACUUAAUGUUUUGAAUGCUUUAUCGCCACACUUCCGUGCUGCCCAUUUACCAGUUUGACAAAGAACUGCACUUGAACAGUGUUAUUCAGUUUUAUUUUUAACAGCCUGAAGGGCGUCCACAGUGGAGACAAAACACGUUACACUAAUCUGUGGGCAUGGACAAGAAGCCACAACGACGCAAUCGUAGCAGGGAAAAGGAAAGAGAGCGUCGUGAGAGACCACGUAGGUCUCGCAGUCACUCUAAAGAGAGAAAGACCAUAGAAAGAAGAAAGUUAACAAAAUUGAAAGAACGGUCUUGCAGCAGAAUCCGAGAGCGAGAGAGGCAUCGGCACAGGGACCGAAAACGCACCCCUACCCCACCUAGCAUCAUGAAGGAGAAGGAGGAACACAAGAAGGAACCAUUAUCAUUCGAGGAGCUGCUUGCCAAAAAACGGGUUGAAGAGGCAGCUCGCAGCAAGCCCAAAUUUCUGACAAAGGAAGAACGUGCAGCUGAGGCUUUGAGGCAACAGCAACAAGAGGAAGAAGAGAUACGACGUAAGAUGGAAGAAGGAGAAAAGAAAAGGGCUGAAUUUUACAAGGAGGCCAAAAAGGCAUUUGAUGAUUUGUGCAAGGCAGACAAAGAUCAGGAUCGGGACAAAGACGGCUUUAGGAGGUGGAACAGAGACAGAGAGCGUGAAAAUACAGACAAAGAGGAGGACAGCCCGUACUCAAAGGACAAGCAGAAGGAAGUGGAGAUCAUAAGAGAGUGUUAUCCAAGACCAGUUGAGAAGAUACGUCGUGUGCGUCGGCCCAAUGAUCGCAAGUUUGUGUUUGACUGGGAUGCUUCAGAGGACACAUCUAUCGGCCAUAAUCCCCUCUACAAGGAACGGCAUCAGGUUCAGUUCUUUGGUCGAGGUAAUGUUGCGGGUAUUGACAUCAAGGCCCAGAAACGACAUCAGUCCAAGUUCUAUGGGGAGUUGCUGGAGCGACGACGAACUGAGGCUGAGAAGGAGCAGGAGAAGGUGCGCCUAAAGAAACUCAAGGAGAAAGAGGAGAAACAGAAGUGGGAUGACCGUCACUGGUCUGAGAAGUCUAAGGAUGAGAUGACUGAGAGAGACUGGCGAAUAUUUCGAGAGGAAUACAACAUCACCAUCAAGGGUGGUGGAAUCCCUGAUCCAAUCAGGAACUGGAAGCAGUCUGGAAUUCCUAAUGAGAUUCUGGAGAUUGUUGAGAAAGUUGGCUAUACUGAUCCCACUCCUAUCCAGCGACAGGCCAUUCCCAUUGGCCUGCAGAAUCGAGAUAUCAUUGGUGUGGCAGAAACAGGUUCUGGUAAGACACUGGCCUUCCUGAUUCCUCUGCUGACGUGGAUACAGUCUCUGCCCAAGAUUGAACGUAUUGAAGAUGCUGACCAGGGUCCAUACUCCAUAAUCUUGGCACCCACUCGAGAAUUGGCUCAGCAGAUUGAGGAGGAGACCAACAAGUUUGGACAACCGCUUGGAAUCAGGACAGUGGUUGUGGUGGGCGGAUUGUCCAGGGAGGAGCAGAGCUUCCGGCUCAGGAUGGGAUGUGAGAUUGUGAUAGCAACACCCGGGCGUCUGAUUGAUGUGCUUGAGAACAGGUACCUGGUACUAAACCAGUGUACCUAUAUUGUACUAGAUGAGGCUGAUCAUAUGAUUGACAUGGGUUUUGAAGAAGAUGUACAGAAAAUCCUAAACUACAUGCCAGUCACAAAUCUGAAGCCAGACACUGAGGAAGCAGAAGACGGGAUUAAACUGCUGGCCAAUUACAACUCAAAGAAAAAGUACAGACAGACAGUCAUGUUUACUGCCACAAUGCCCCCAGCAGUGGAGCGUUUGGCUCGUACAUACUUGCGUCACCCAGCCGUUCUCUAUAUUGGGUCUGCUGGCAAGCCAACAGAACGAGUAGAGCAGAUCGUGUACAUCCUCCCGGAGGCAGACAAGAGCCGCAAGUUGCUGGAGAUCCUUGGUCGUGGUGUCACACCUCCAGUCAUUAUCUUCGUAAAUCAGAGGAAAGGAGCAGAUGCGUUGGCAAGGACGUUAGGGAUGCGUGGUUACGAUGCCUGCACACUGCAUGGUGGCAAGGGCCAAGAACAACGAGAAUACGCACUAGCAAGCCUCAGGUUGGGCACCAAAGGCAUCCUUGUGGCCACCAACGUGGCCUGUCGAGGUAUUGAUAUCAAGGAUGUAUCCAUGGUCAUCAACUAUGACAUGGCCAAGAGCAUAGAAGAGUAUACACAUCGUAUUGGUCGAACGGGUCGUGCAGGAAAACAUGGUAUGGCAGUCUCAUUCUGCACCAAAGAUGAUUCUGAACUGUUCUAUGACUUGAAGCAUACGAUACUGUCUAGUCCAGUGUCGACUUGCCCUCCUGAACUGCUGAACCAUCCAGAUGCCCAGCACAAGCCCAGCACUGUCGUAACAAAGAGACCAGAAUGAAACAAUCUCAGGAAGCAAAAUUUAUAUGAACAUUCAUACAAAUCAUGAAAAGAAACUGACUCCAUUGAUUUUUAGCUUUGAGUUGCCAAUAGUAGGAACACUGCAGUCUGCCUGAUAGCAAUUCUUCGUAUCUGAGGAGCGUCCAAGAAAAAUACAAUGUUCAUGUAAUGUUUCGUAACCGCCCCAAGCUGUAUGGCACCAUGGUAGUUAUAACGGGCUGUGAGUGGGAGGUGGCUAUGGUAAAGCAAGCUACUCUCGUGGUGAUACAACACGUAUGAAUCUCUUGCUAAUUCCCAAUAAUUAUGAAUUAUUAUGUAAUCUUGGUGUAUCCAAAGAAUCCACCAAAGUGCAAAGUCCUGUGUAACAUUUUGUAACAAAAUAAUGUUCUUAUGGCAAAGAUUUGUUAGCUUGAUGCCCAAUCCUCAAGCUGGAGGAACACCCGUUUUCAGCUCUCCAUGGAAGCUCCUUCAGUAUAUUCAUAAAAGGAUAAAUGGGAAGAAAAAAAGUGUUUUGCACCAGGAUGCAUGUCUUCCAGUGAGCACACUGGAAUUACAUUCUUCUGUUUUUCCAGGGAUUCAACAUGGGCUAUGGUAUGUGUAGUAAGAGUUGGGUUAUCCUGUACUACUGAUUCUGCUAGAAUGCUGUACCAUAAAUUUUUGUGCAGUAAACAUUUCUCUCAAAGUGAUUUCACUAAAGCUGAAAGGAACACGUGUUGACGAAGGGAAAACACUGCGUUGCCCACUCAGUGACAACAGUCCCCAUAUAGAGCACAAGAAAAAGGCAAGUAUGAGGAUAAACAGUUGGAUCUUCCUCAAGGAUGGUAAACCCACCUUCCUUCAUCCUCCUCCUCCACAGAAUUUGUGGCUAGUUGACAUCACUGCUGCCCAGCAUUUGUGGAGGAUACCGAAAGAGGCGGGUUUUAAGUACCUUCACACCCAAAACCUGAAUCAGGAUCCCCUGGAGAACACAUUUGGGGCUAUUCAUUCGUACUGUGGUUUGAACAAUAACCCAACUGUGGGACAGUGUAGAUGCCUUGAAGA
Cryptotermes secundus is the source of this 3879-nucleotide messenger RNA. RefSeq names its product probable ATP-dependent RNA helicase DDX23. Gene Ontology annotation, biological process: mRNA splicing, via spliceosome. Lineage: Eukaryota; Metazoa; Arthropoda; Insecta; Blattodea; Kalotermitidae. Gene Ontology annotation, molecular function: RNA binding; RNA helicase activity; ATP binding. The record is from RefSeq and is a predicted model, not a curated record. Bases 563 to 2839 code for a protein of 758 amino acids. The transcript has 5 exons. Gene Ontology annotation, cellular component: catalytic step 2 spliceosome.